Paramecium tetraurelia is the source of this 963-nucleotide messenger RNA. RefSeq lists its product as uncharacterized. NCBI's taxonomy places the organism in Eukaryota, Ciliophora, Oligohymenophorea, Peniculida, Parameciidae. The record is from RefSeq and is a predicted model, not a curated record. The transcript has 3 exons.
AUGAAAAUUAAAAGACACGCCGAACAUAUAUCUGAUGAUUCUGGGCAAACUUUCUUCGAAGUGUUCUAAAAAGCCAUUUCCAAAUACGAAGUUGAGAACCAAAAGUCAUUUCCCAAGCAAGAUAGCGAUCGAUUCACUCUAUACGAGGAUUUGAAGUUAAUCUUAGAACUAUCUAAAAUCAACUAGAUUGAGCCAUCACAUUUUGAUAGAAUAGCAGCUCUACUCAAAAGGUCUAAGGCAGUCUUGAGGAGAAGAUAUCAAGAGUAUUUGAAAAAUGUAAAUCAAGAGGACUUAUAAGUGAUAUUUUCCUAUCUACAACAUUAUGGUGCCUAUGGAUACCUUAUUUUUUCUCUUGAGAAUGGAUCGUAGAGACUAUAAGACAUAGAGCCUUUAAAACAAAAUGAAACUCCGAUUAAGACCCCAAUUCAAACUCCAAUCAAAUAAGUAACUAAGUAAGCUUCACAUGCACCUGUAAUGAACGAAUAAAAAAUUCCCUCACAACUAUAGUCAUAAUAAUAAUAGCCACAACAAUAGAAAUAAUUCAUAGAACCAGAAUCCCAAAAGAAGGUAAAACCUAAUAAUAAAUUUUAAUUGUCUGCAAAUUCAAAAUAUGAUGUGUCAAACAAAAAAAUGAAUGCCUUUAAGUAAGAAUCAGUAGUGUUAAACUCAGAGUAGAAACAUGAAAACGAGGAACUGAAGUUUAUAUUGAAGACGCUGUCUGAAACAUUAAAAAUAUCAUAUUAAGAAUUAUGCCAAAGAAUGUAUUAAUGCUCUGGAGAUUUGAAUACUCUUUUGGAUGUAUAUCUAAAUCAUUAAGAAAAUUUGCUAUGGACAAAGGAAGCUGAUGAUGCUUUGAAAGCUUACUUGGUGGAAGAAAACUAAUUUGAAAAACAAAAAUUAAGGGCAAUCCUUCAUGGAGAGGAAUAGAUAUAGAAGAGAAAGGAAUGGUUAUAUGGAAAAUGA